Molecule: messenger RNA, 2572 nt
Organism: Prionailurus viverrinus (fishing cat)
Lineage: Eukaryota; Metazoa; Chordata; Mammalia; Carnivora; Felidae
Gene: CPQ
Product: carboxypeptidase Q
Exons: 8
Coding region: 235-1653 (472 amino acids)
Biological process (GO): proteolysis; thyroid hormone generation; peptide catabolic process
Molecular function (GO): metallodipeptidase activity
Source: RefSeq, a predicted model, not a curated record
GUCCUCCCCUGUUCGCCUUUCCGCCCGCGGCGCGGAGGGGCAGGGCCGCAGUCACCCGACGGCAGGGGACUAAGGGCCCACGGGCGCGCAGGGGUGUGGCCGCCACCACCUGAAAACUGGGCCGCGAGCCUGGCCCCCGGCACCGCCGCCGCAAGCGCCGCCGCCAGCGCCGCCGCCGCCGCCCCCGUGCGGCCCGCCAGAUUAUUUUAGGAAGAAAACCAACUGGAAAAAUCAAUGAAGUUCCUUCUUCUCACAUUUGUUGGUGUUGUUCACCUUUUAUUCCUGAGCUCUGGGAAAACGAUAUAUAAGAAUGACAUCUCUCAGAGGUCUUUUCAAGAAAUUAAAGAAGAAAUAGCCAGCUAUGGAGAUGUUGCUAAAGCAAUCAUCAACCUUGCUGUUUAUGGUAAAGCCCAGAACAGAUCCUAUGAGCGACUGGCACUUCUGGUUGAUACCGUUGGACCCAGACCAAGUGGCUCCAAGAGCUUAGAAAAAGCCAUCCAAAUCAUGCACCAGAACCUGCAGGAAGAUGGGCUGGAGAAUGUCCACUUGGAGCCGGUCAAAAUACCCCACUGGGAGAGGGGGGAAGAAUCUGCUGUGAUGCUGGAGCCAAGGAUUCACAAGAUGGCUAUUUUGGGUCUUGGAAGCAGCAUUGGGACUCCCCCAGAAGGCAUUACAGCAGAAGUUCUCGUGGUGACCUCAUUCGAGGAACUGCAGAGAAGGGCCCCAGAAGCAAGAGGGAAGAUUGUUGUGUAUAAUCAACCUUAUGUCAACUACUCGAAGACAGUGCAGUACCGAGUCCAGGGGUCAGUGGAAGCUGCCAAAGUGGGGGCUGUGGCAUCCCUGAUUCGAUCAGUGGCUUCCUUCUCCAUCUACAGUCCUCACACAGGUAUUCAGGAAUACCAAGAUGGUGUGCCAAAAAUCCCAACAGCCUGUAUUACAGUGGAAGAUGCAGAAAUGAUGUCAAGAAUGGCUUCUCGUGGGAACAGAAUUGUUAUUCAGCUGAAGAUGGGGGCAAAGAACUAUCCAGAUGCUGAUUCCUUCAACACUGUAGCAGAGAUCAUUGGCAGCAAGUACCCAGAGCAGGUCGUACUGGUCAGUGGACAUCUGGACAGCUGGGAUGUGGGGCAGGGUGCCAUGGAUGAUGGCGGUGGAGCCUUUAUAUCAUGGGAAGCACUCUCGCUUAUUAAAGAUCUUGGGUUGCGACCAAAGAGGACUCUGCGUUUGGUGCUCUGGACUGCAGAGGAACAAGGUGGAAUCGGUGCCUUCCAGUAUUAUCAGUUACACAAGGCAAAUAUUUCCAACUACAGCCUGGUGAUGGAGUCUGAUCUGGGAACCUUCUUACCCUCUGGGCUGCAAUUCACUGGCAGCGAAAAGGCCAGGACCAUCGUGGAGGAGGUCAUGAGCCUGCUGCAGCCUGUCAACAUCACACAGGUCUUUAGGGCUGGAGAAGGGACAGACAUUAACUUCUGGAUCCAAGCUGGAGUGCCUGGAGCCAGUCUACUUGAUGACCUAUAUAAAUAUUUCUCCUUCCAUCACUCCCGUGGAGACACCAUGACUAUCAUGGAUCCAAAGCAGAUGAAUGUUGCUGCCGCUGUUUGGGCUGUUGUCUCUUACGUCAUUGCAGACAUGGAGGAAAUGCUGCCCAGGUCUUAGCAAGAGCAAGAAAGAAAGCAUGCUUGUCCUUUCUGGCCAGGAAUCCUGAGUCUGCAGCUCCAGGAAGUCCUUCUUCAACUAACAGUUUCAUCUGACCUAGUCCAUUUUCAAAGCACAGUACUUUUUCAUACUUUCUAUUACCGUCUCUCUUGAUACUUUCCAAAUUGUGUUUCUAGAGGAAUAAAUGACCCCCACCCAACAUAGAAUCUGCAUAUGGUAGAGAUCACAGUGGGGACAUUUCAUUAUACCACCUGUAAAAAAUAUUGUUUCUACUUUGAAAGUAAAUACUGGAUAAAUAUUUGGAAGAUCUCUGGUUUUCAUGUGUGUAUUGAUGAGCAUUAAGUCAAAUACAAGGACACCAGUUUUUUAUGCUAUUUAUCGAAGGAGUAGAGGAAUACACAAUUGUAAUAUGGUCUUCAUUGAAUGUAUGGAGACAUUUGGCUUUCUAAUUUCUACAUUUUUAUGUCAUUAGAAUUUUUUAAUGAAAUAUGAUUUUUUAAUUAAAAGAAAAAAAUGUCACCAUUUAGAGAUAAAAACUAAGUAUGUAUAAUCUAGUUGCCUUACUCAAGAUACAAAAUAAGGUCUAUCACCAGGUAAACAAUAAUAUAAAUAUACUGUUGAUGUUUUAUAUAUUUCACAAAAGAUUUCUAUGAAGUUGGGGCAUAUUCCCAUUUUGCUGUUGACAAGGUUGAGACUCAGCAAGGCCAAAUAAUACUCAUAGGCUCUAACAGAGAAAAAACAUUGAUCCUCAUCCACUCUGGGAACAAUAUCUACUGUUCUUCUACACACAAUGUCCAGUAUUCAAUUUAAAAAAAUAAUUUAAUGGAGCUCCUGGAUGCUCAGUUGGUUAAGCAACAAACUCUUGGUUUCAGCUCAGGUCCUGAUCUCACGGUUCAUGGGUUUGAGCUCCACACUGGGC